AUCCCAACUGUCCUCUUCUUUUUCUGUUCCACAAGAAAUCAUUUCUCUGCUUAGUGGCCACGAAGCUCUUCGCCGGCCCAAACCCGCCGAAAGAAAUCAAAGAAUUACGCAAAGCUUGAUUCUUUUAACCCCAGAGAUCCAAAUCUGAAGAACUCAGUUCCCGCAGAUCUUCGUUAAAACUUGCGACCUCACAGAUCCCGAGUGUACCCCUCGCCGCAUACCCGUCUCAAUUCUCUCUUGGGCUAUCAGAAACUUCCCUCAAACGUUAUUUUUCUGGGAAUUAACGACUGGAAGCCAAAUUUUGGAAUCUCGGGGAAGUUGCAUAUAGCUAAAGUAUGAGGCGAAGGGCGGCUGAUUUUCGAAGGCCAGUAAGAAGGAGGGUUCCUGAUGUGUUAUGGUGGGCAUUGUUCAGCGUAGUAGUUCUUCUCUUUAUUUAUGUUUUGAGCAAAGGGAAUCAGGUUCAGUCUAGACCCGCUUUAUCCAAGAGAAUGUACAAACAUGAUAGGAUUAUGGAAGGCCUUAAUAUUACGGAAGAGAUGUUAAGCCCCGACUCGGUGACCAGACAACUGAAUGACCAGAUAUCCUUAGCGAAAGCUUUUGUUGUCAUUGCAAAAGAAAGUAACAAUCUUCAAUUUGCUUGGGAAUUAAGUGCCCAGAUCCGCAAUUCAAAGAUUCUGCUCUCGAAGGCUGCUACAAGGCGUGUCCCUUUAACAACCAUGGAAUCAGAACAUUCCAUCCGUGAGAUGGCAGUAUUGCUAUACCAGGCCCAACAGCUGCAUUAUGACAGUGCAACAAUGAUAAUGAGACUGAAGGCCAAAAUUCAAAGUCUUGAAGAACAAUCGAGUUCUGUAUCUGAAAAGAGUUCAAAAUAUGGACAAAUAGCUGCUGAAGAAGUCCCAAAAAGCCUAUACUGUCUUGGUGUCCGGCUGACAACUGAAUGGUUCAGAAACCUUAAUCUGCAAAAGAAAUUGAUGGAAAAGAGGCAAAUGGAGCUGAAGCUAAAGGACAACAAUCUUUACCACUUUUGCGUGUUCUCCGAUAACAUAAUUGCCACUUCAGUAGUUGUCAAUUCAACUGCAAUAAACUCUAAAAAUCCCGAAAUGGUAGUUUUCCACCUUGUCACUGAUGAAAUAAAUUAUGCUGCGAUGAAGGCAUGGUUUGCCAUGAAUGACUUCCGAGGAGUGACUGUUGAGGUUCAGAAGUUUGAAGACUUCAGCUGGUUGAAUGCUUCAUAUGUUCCUGUUCUUAAGCAACUUCAAGACUCGGAAAUACAGAACUACUACUUUUCUGGCAACAGUGAUGAUGGCAAGACGCCAAUUAAGUUUCGGAACCCUAAAUAUCUCUCCAUGCUUAAUCACCUAAGGUUUUAUAUUCCUGAAGUUUUUCCUGCCCUGAAGAAGGUGGUGUUUCUUGAUGAUGAUGUCGUGGUUCAGAAGGAUCUCUCUCCACUUUUCUCCAUCGAUUUGAAUGGCAAUGUUAACGGAGCUGUUGAGACGUGCAUGGAGACAUUUCAUAGAUACCAUAAAUACCUGAAUUACUCCCAUCCUCUUAUACGAGCACAUUUUGAUCCUGACGCAUGUGGAUGGGCAUUUGGGAUGAAUGUAUUUGAUUUGGUUGAAUGGAGGAAAAGGAAUGUCACAGGCAUCUACCACUACUGGCAGGAAAAGAAUGUUGAUCGGACAUUAUGGAAACUUGGUACGUUACCACCCGGCCUGUUGACAUUUUACGGUUUAACUGAACCCUUGGAUUCGUUAUGGCAUGUAUUGGGAUUCGGCUACACUACUGUUGAUCCUCAGUUAGUAGAGAAAGGAGCUGUGCUACACUUCAAUGGAAACUCCAAACCAUGGUUGAAGAUUGCGAUUGAGAAGUACAAGCCAAUGUGGGAGAAAUAUGUCGAUUAUUCUCAUCCUUUAUUGCAAAAAUGCAACUUUCAUUGAUUUAUAACCAUGCUUUAUUGGGGACUCCUAAGUUCAACGUUGGUCCAUGGCUAGGCCUUGAAUCGUACAAGCCCCUGCUGACUGAUGAUUAUCCUCUGUUGUUAUUGCAACUGUGCGUUUUCCACCGACCAUGGAACCAGAAGGUUGGGUGAUCCCGUGCACAGACAAGCUGGGUUUUGAGGUUUGAAUUUUGCAGCCUGAACCAAGAAAUGCCUGUACAAUUUUUUUUGUAGUAACAUGGGAGUACGCAUUUGAUUCUUGAUAUUCUGUUGUAGCAUAUGGAUGUUGAUUGUUAUUGGAUUAUAUUAACUUAGAAGGAAUUUUAGUUAGUCCAUGUCGUCGUGCAGAACUGCGAGCUACAUUUAACCCUUUUUCACUGGAGCUUUCCAUAUAUGUUCACG
This is a messenger RNA of Neltuma alba, 2338 nucleotides long. RefSeq names its product probable galacturonosyltransferase 10. The record is from RefSeq and is a predicted model, not a curated record. The transcript has 2 exons. Gene Ontology annotation, molecular function: polygalacturonate 4-alpha-galacturonosyltransferase activity. The coding region runs from base 336 to 1937 and encodes 533 amino acids. NCBI's taxonomy places the organism in Eukaryota, Viridiplantae, Streptophyta, Magnoliopsida, Fabales, Fabaceae.